AUGGCCGUGAUCUUGGCUUUCUUGGCGACUGCUGCCGCCUACCCCGCAAACUUGAACUGCGACUUCGCCUGCAUGGGCAACUAUAUGCCCGGCAGCAGCUUCGGGUACAUGAGCAUUGCCAGCAUUGGCAACGAGACGGGCACCAACUGCGUGGUCACCACAAACAUCCCUUCCAGUGGGCCUAUGGCAAAUGAGACCUACACAGUGACGGUGACUUCGACGACCUCUUUGGCACAGAAAGUCGUGGCCAGCACAGGAGACUUCAGCAGCAGCAUGGUGUCCAACACUGGAAAGGGAACCUCUCAAACACACUCCUGGACUGCCAGCGACAGCUCGCCUGUGACCUUUCGAGUUCUUUGUGGCUCAUCCCAGGAGAUGUGGUAUGCCGACACCAUGGCAAGCACCACAACCACAGCCACCACCACAACCAUGGGAGCCACAACCACCGGAGCGAGCACGGUGAGCACGGCCAUGAGUGGAGCAACAGCGUUUUUGCCGCUUUUUGCAAUGUUAGCCUUGAGCGUUUGA
Effrenium voratum is the source of this 528-nucleotide messenger RNA. NCBI's taxonomy places the organism in Eukaryota, Dinophyceae, Suessiales, Symbiodiniaceae. The record is from the annotation of a GenBank genome assembly.